Hemicordylus capensis (graceful crag lizard) is the source of this 2170-nucleotide messenger RNA. It is a transcript of the gene VRK2, whose product is annotated as VRK serine/threonine kinase 2. The record is from RefSeq and is a predicted model, not a curated record. Gene Ontology annotation, biological process: peptidyl-serine phosphorylation; signal transduction. Gene Ontology annotation, molecular function: protein serine/threonine kinase activity; ATP binding. The coding region runs from base 352 to 2004 and encodes 550 amino acids. NCBI's taxonomy places the organism in Eukaryota, Metazoa, Chordata, Lepidosauria, Squamata, Cordylidae. Gene Ontology annotation, cellular component: nucleus; cytoplasm. The transcript is spliced from 15 exons.
CGCUAAGUUGCCGGCCGGCUCCUAUUGUGACUGGGCCGUUCGCGGCCGGGCGCGCGCUUCUGGGGGUUCCGCCGCUGCCGGCCUGGGCUGCCCACGUGACCAAGCAGCUGCGUGCGUGGGGCGGCGCUGCUCCCGCUGGCAAGCCUUGGCCUCGGCGGGCAGGCGCCGGAGUAGAAAGAAAAAGAAGGAGGAAGAUACAAAGUUUCCCGAAGGAGCAGCAGGAGGAGGCUGUCCCGGCCGGGGGUGCAGCCCGAGAAGGGACCCGCCUUGCCACAGGGGAAACGUUUGGGAAACCUUCAUAGCCUACAUUUUCCUAAGGAUUGGCAUCUUCCUCUUCCUCCUUAAGGCGUGAUGCCUCCUAAAAGGCAGGGGAAAAGCAACCUCCCAGUUCCCCUCCAAGAAGGAGUCAUACUGAGAGACACAGCAAAGAGGGAGUGGAGACUAGGCUCUUUGGUUGCGCAGGGAGGAUUUGGACUGAUCUACCUAGCUUCCCCCCGCCUUGAUGUUCCUGUAGACGACAGCGCAGAUCAUGUCAUUAAAGUGGAAUAUCUUGAAAAUGGACCCUUGUUUUCUGAGCUGAAAUUCUACCAGCGAGCUGCAAAACAAGAGGACCUUAAUAGAUGGAAGAAGGAGAAACAUCUAGCGUUUUUAGGGAUUCCUGUCUUCUAUGGAGCAGGCCAGGCUGAACACAAUGGCAAAAGUUACAGAUUUAUGGUGAUGGAGAGAUUAGGAGAGGACCUGCAAACCAUCUUUAAAAGGAAUGGAAAGCUUAACAAGGAAUCGGUUCUGCAGAUUGGGGCGCGAAUGCUGGAUGUCUUGGAAUAUAUACACAAAAAAGAAUAUGUUCACGGGGACAUUAAAGCAGCAAAUUUACUUUUGGGCUACAGGAAUCCACAUGAGGUUUAUCUUGCAGAUUAUGGACUCGCCUACAGAUAUUGUCCCUAUGGGAAACACAAAGAGUAUCUGGAAAAUCCUAAGAAGGGCCAUAAUGGGACGAUAGAGUUUACCAGCUUAGAUGCCCACAAGGGAGUCGCACCAUCCAGACGGGGAGACCUAGAAAUCCUUGGCUACUGUAUGCUCUACUGGUUGACUGGGAAACUACCCUGGGAGAAGAAUCUGGGGGACCCUAGAGCUGUCCAGGCUGCAAAAACAAAGCUCCUGGACGAACUCCCAGAUUCAGUGACAAGGUGUGCUCCUUCAGGGAUAGACUGUGGUGAAAUAGCCACAUUCUUGGAAAACGUGCGUGAUUUGCCAUACAGUGAAGAACCGAAAUACGAUGUGCUGAAGGAGAUCCUCUUGAGUAGCCUAGAACGCAGAGGAAUCCGUUACCAUGGCCCACUGGCUUUUACUGCUGCCCAAAGCACUCCGCGUGAAUAUGCUGCGAACCAGAGGAAAGCUGCUUUGCCAAAGCCAACACCGAUGCAAGUGAGAGACGUGAAGGAAAGCAAGCUGGAAAGCAAGGAACUUGCCUAUCGCCGAAAAGCCGCUGUGGGGAUAAAAAGCAGCCAAGCACAAGACCAGCGGAUUCAGGCUGGCCUGAACAAGCCUCUUCAGACUGAAGUGAAAGGUUAUGUACAGAUCAGAGACAGAAAAACGAAGGUUCCUCUUCCUCUCUCUGAAGUUUACCAGAGACCAGUCAGUGUGUGCUCACUUCCAGAGUGCUUGGACAAAAUCCAAUGCCCCACUCCCACAAAACACGUAGGGGCUGCACCAAAGGAAAGAACAGAACCACUCCACAAGACCUUCCAGAAAAUUGAAGAUCACUCCGUAGGGAAUGGAUUUGCAUAUUCACCAGUUGGUCAACAAAGCUGCUAUCAAACACGGACUAGCUCUUUUUCUGAUUGCAGUACUUCAUCACCUGUACUAAAUGAAGAUGGCUACUAUCAGAGUAGCUCUUCUGUUCCUAAUACUUCAUCACCUGUACUAAGUGAAGAAUUGAAACAAUACAUUAUAGCCAUAGCUGUUCUUAUUGUCUUCAUAUUCUUUGCUUGGUUUUUCCUUUGAGAUCACCUUCAUCAGGGGUUAGACUGCAGAAAUAUGUAGUAAGGGAUCCUUUGAAGUUUCAGAUUUUCUUUGUAGACAUUUUCAAUGUGAUUUGCUAGAAUAAUUUUUGCAAAGUAGAAAUGUAUUGUUAGAAUAUGAAAAAUAAAUUUCUUGAAUUUUGCUUACA